Molecule: messenger RNA, 2534 nt
Organism: Limulus polyphemus (Atlantic horseshoe crab)
Lineage: Eukaryota; Metazoa; Arthropoda; Merostomata; Xiphosura; Limulidae
Gene: Ipk2
Product: inositol polyphosphate multikinase-like
Exons: 6
Coding region: 367-1368 (333 amino acids)
Biological process (GO): inositol phosphate biosynthetic process
Cellular component (GO): nucleus; cytoplasm
Molecular function (GO): inositol tetrakisphosphate kinase activity; inositol-1,4,5-trisphosphate 3-kinase activity
Source: RefSeq, a predicted model, not a curated record
CAUUGUGAAGUUUUAUUAAUCAUUGAUGUUCCAUUUACUGAGUUACAGAUUUAAGAUGUACUUUAGAAAUAUUAUGUUGAACGAAAACCAGAUUUUCGUAUCGUAUGUAAUAAGCUCAGGCGAGUAAUGUAUUGUAUGAUGUUUCUAACUUCUUUGUAAAUGUUUUUUAUAAGGAAUUUAUUACCUACUUUAAAUUAUAGAACGUUAAUGGGAGCGUUAGGCUGGCGUUCUUAAUCAGGAUAUCUGUAUUCCGAAUCCCAUUCCUUCAUUAGUCAGCGGGAAAAAAUCAGUAUUUCAUUAGUGCCCUGGAUCACUCCACGGCUUCUCAAUUGGAUAUCUUGGGAGCAAUUCUUUUAUUCAAGGACAAUGACCACAUUACCAGAUGAUACUACUGUUCUGCUUCAUCAAGUUGCUGGUCACUUCCAUGGUAAAGGAAAACAUAAACUUGGUAUGUUAAAGCAUAAAGAUGGUAGUAUCUUGAAACCUGUUAUUCAAGAAGACAUUAGAGGCCCAAGAGAGAAAGCUUUCUACACUAAAGUAUUUGAUGCAUUCUGUUCAGAUCCUGUGUUUCUUCAGCUUCAGAGCUUUUUACCCAAAUAUAGAGGUUGUUGGAUUACUCAGUUCAACAGUACUAAAGUUGAAUAUAUGUGUUUGGAGGACAUCACUGAUGCUUUUCACAAACCGUGUAUACUAGACUUAAAGAUUGGACCAAGGACAUUUGAUCCUGAAGCAAAACCACAAAAAAUUAAAAUAGAAACAGAAAAAUACCCUGCUGGUAAAAUCAUUGGAUUUCGUAUCUUGGGAAUGAGAGUGUUCCAGCCAGACAGGCAAGAGUACCUAGUUUUAGACAGAAAUUUUGGGAAGCAACAAACACCUGACACAAUACCACAAGCUUUGAAACUUUUUUUGAACAUACCAGAUAGACCAAAGGCUUGGCUUCUUCUGUGCUUCUUGUUACACAAGCUGCAUUCCAUAAAGUCCUGGUUUUUACAUCAAAGACAUUUUGUUUUUUAUGGUAGCUCCUUGUUGCUAGUGUAUGAAGGAGAUACUGAAAAAAGAAUAGGUUGUGAGAAAACCAUGAACUCUAAUUUCUCCUGUGAGCAGAGCAAAGACAGCUUUGGAAGUAAAAUUACCAGUGAGAACAAUGAUUCUGUCACAGAUUACUGUAGUAUAUGUUGUUUAUCAUCAAACCUAUGUAAAUCAGUGUUGCUUGACAGCACUCUGUCUUUUGUCUGUGAUGUUCGAAUGAUUGACUUUGCUCAUGUUUUCACAGCACAUGAGAAGGAUACCAACUACCUGGUUGGAUUGGACAGUCUAAUAACAUACCUCUAUAAUAUUCAGAAUUCUCUUUUGCAUGAUAUGCAGUGAUAGUUUGUAUUAAAAAUUUCAUUUUAACUUUUGCUGAAUAUUUCUAACAUUUUAUGUUACAUAAAGUAAGAAUGGUAAAUAUACUCGGCAAUCAGCAUUUUAAUUUGUUAGGGUUUUAACUAACCAAAUAAGUUAUACUGUUUCAUUAUAAUAGUAGACAUGUUUUUAUGAAUUUCAUAAUGUUUUAGGUUUUUAUAUGAGUUACAUACAAAAAACGUCUUUAGAACAUUAAUUGAUGAUUAUUUUUCUAAUAUUUUGGUUCAUAUUUUAACAUUUUGUUGAAAUAUCUGGAUAUUUUAUGAUUGUUGGCAUUUAUUGUUAAUUUUUCUUUUGAUGAAUGUACAAGCAAUAUUGGAAUGUAUGACAUUUGUCUUAACAUUUACUAUAUGGUAUAAUCUUUUGUUGUUUACAUUUAACAUGAGUUCUCUACAGUACUUGAUUUAGUAAGAUAAUAAUACAAUAAUAACUAUCAUUACCAAAUCUGACAGAGGAAAAGGGUUAUCAUUGUUUAGGACAAAGUAUAUUAUUUUUAAGAAAGCUCAGAGCAUACUAGAUGAUUCUGUUAAGUUUUUAAAGUGCUGGAUGCUGAUCAUGCAAAACAAUGAAAGCCAACAUUAUAAACAUAUCUACUUAAACUUAAAAAACAAGGGGUCAAUAAUAAAACUGUUUACAAAACCAUAUGCCUGAUGGGUUCACACCAAAGUAUACCAUACAGAGUCCCUAAGGUACAUAAAGAAGGUUGUCCAGUCAGAUCCAUUGUCUCUAGAAUAGGUAUGUACAAUCAACUGUAGAAAAAAUAUUUAACUUAAUUUCUGAAGGAGUUUAUUAGUGAUGAAUCUAUGAUAAUUCAUACAACUUUACAGGGAUAAAAAGGAGCUUAUUAGCCAUCAAGGAUAUCCUUUCUAGCUCCCAACUAUAAGCACCUCUUACUACCCAUGUAUUCAUCCAGUUUUUUUUUUGAACUCAGUUAAAUUUUAUACCUCUACCACCCUUGAAGGCAGCUCAUUCUAAAAGUCAACCACCCUGUUUGAAAAGCAAUACUGUCUAAACUGCAGACAACUACACUGCCAAAAUUUUAAUUUGUGACCCCUUGUCCUGUAGUCUUCAUUGCUAAACACAAAAAAGUUUGAUGGAUCUAUAUUAUUAAUACCCUUAAUAAUCUUAAA